This is a messenger RNA of Ceraceosorus guamensis, 2257 nucleotides long. RefSeq names its product NAD(P)-binding protein. NCBI's taxonomy places the organism in Eukaryota, Fungi, Basidiomycota, Exobasidiomycetes, Ceraceosorales, Ceraceosoraceae. Gene Ontology annotation, molecular function: oxidoreductase activity. The transcript is spliced from 6 exons. Bases 425 to 2176 code for a protein of 583 amino acids. The record is from RefSeq and is a predicted model, not a curated record.
GAAACACUCGACGACUCGACUCUGCAAAGGGAGCGCGCGCGGGGUUCUCCACCGAAAACUGACGUUCUUCAAGCUCACAUGGCAGUCACGAGUCUUUAUUAGCACCUGAACGUCAUCCACUGGUGCGACGUCAGCAAGCAGCGACAGACUUGAGUCAGAUGGUGAAGCAGGACGACGCGAUGACGCAGCCUCGCUAGGGCAGCGAGCCAACGAACCGCGAAAGGCGGCAAGGAUUAGCAAUGAGCUUGCUAGACAGUCGUGCUACGGCCGACUGAUCGAUGUCGCGCCUUGCGCUUGGUGACGACGAGCCCAGUCGAGAAUCUUAUAAAAACAGCACACGCUCGACAUCACCUCACACUCUGGUCGUGUCCCAAAAGUUGCCGCCUUCCUUUCCCUAUCGACUCCGGCGUUACGUGGACUCCGCAUGAUGACAAGACAGCAGAAAGCGAGUCCAGAGGCUGCGCUGCCCUACGCCAUCAUUACUGGCGGAUCCGAAGGCAUUGGGGCGGCUUUUGCUUACGAGCUAGCAUCACGUGCAACACACAACAUCAUCCUCGUCGCGCGCAACGUCAAGAAGCUCAAUGACGCCCAGAAGGACAUCGAGCAGCGCUUGUUCACCGCCAAGGGUGACUUGGUACGGAGCUUCUCUGUGCAAAGCAUAGCAUUGGAUCUCGCAGCGCCGAACGCUGCGCAGGCCCUGCAGAAUUUGACAAAGGAUCUGCCAGUAACGCUGCUCAUCUUGAACGCCGGGACCGCGGUCGCAGGUCCGUUUGAAGAUCAAGAUUGGGCACGAACGCGCACUAUGAAUGACCUAAAUGUCGUUGGUCUGACAGACGUCAUUCAAAUCUUUUUACCGCGAUUGAAGAAAGAGGCGCGUCUCCGAGCGGCUUACAACUUGCGCGAAAGCCCCGUCGGCCUUGUCACCCUUUCGAGCAUCGCUGGUCUUAUGCCGGUCCCUGCCAUGGCUGCAUACGCUGCUGGCAAAGCAUACGUCUUGUCUCUAACGGAAUCCAUCCACCACGAGCAGCGUGUUCAGGGGACGGAAGUGCACGUCACUUGCGUACUGCCCGGCCCGACUAGAUCUGCGCUUUGGUCCUUGGACGGCGGAAGACCCUCCAAAGUGCUUGUUCCUUGGACAUCUGCAGAGUUAGUCGCUCGCGCAGGAAUGGACGGUUUUAUGAGCAACACUGCAGUCGUCAUUCCAGGCGCACACAACAACAUUACAGCUUUUAGUUUGCGACUGGCCCCGAAAUGGCUCAUUCGCCGCAUUUCGUCCGUCGCAAUGAAUCAAUGGCCAGACCAGAGCGAGACCGUAACGAGCACAAAAGAGCAUCGCUGGACUUCGAAGCACUCGGCAGCACGCCCGACCAUUUCCGUCCUAGCUGCCGCUAUCAUGGCUGCAUUGCUCUUCCUGCAUGGCUUUCCUAGUCUGCUUUCUAGCCCAUCCAGCCCGUACAGAUGGAUCUAUCGCCGAAUUGGAUGGAUGGACCAGGAAUCCAUCAGCUUUCCAUUCUUGCUGACGUUUCGAGAAGCCGAUGACCGCCUCUUCUUGGAGGAUCGCGUCCAAAAUCAGCCAACAUAUUAUCGUUGGGGGCAUGCGAUUCCAGCAUUCAUCUGGACGUGCUGCGUACCCUUGCAACACUCUUCCCUGAUUCGUGCUCGCUAUCCAAGCUUUCACAAAAUGAACGGAUACGUCGUCUUUUCCAUUUCCGCUUUGCUAAUGACUACCGGCCUGGGAUUCUUGGUGCGGGGCACUUCCCACUCCGAAAAGGGCCUGCUGACCGUGCACCACGUGCCUGGACAUCCCUGGCUCAUCUAUCCGACCUUCGAUCAGGAUCUUCUGCUAGUCACCGCCCUGCAAGCUCCGACGUUGCUGCUAAGCCUGCAAGCGGCUCGAAGGCGCGAAUUCGCUAGACACCAGUAUUGGGCUACCAUGUUCACCAUCGCGUCUUACAUUAUUCAUCUCGACCGACUCGGCUUCACCCUCAUCUUUCUCAUCGGUGGCGUGCUCCAGCACCUGCCGUCGAGCAUUCAAGCGCGUCUACCCGAGUCUACCGAAGACAAGAUGACGUACGAGCUCAUGGCUUUCUCCCUGUCCGCGCUGCUCGGAGGCAUCAUUGGGCUAGCUUGGGCAUUCAAAGCGCAUCGAAGCUUGACUGCAAAGCACGGUGCAUGAGCAGUUCGUGCGGUGCACUCGGGGCCAUCACAUGUAUCAGAUACGCUCAAGCAGAAAGUGCACAUGAUACGUGGACGGGCU